Messenger RNA from Drepanopeziza brunnea f. sp. 'multigermtubi' MB_m1, 1155 nucleotides. RefSeq lists its product as uncharacterized. The record is from RefSeq and is a predicted model, not a curated record. Gene Ontology annotation, molecular function: 2-oxoglutarate-dependent dioxygenase activity. Lineage: Eukaryota; Fungi; Ascomycota; Leotiomycetes; Helotiales; Drepanopezizaceae.
AUGUCGACACCCAAAACGACGAUGCCGUCGUCGUCGACUUCCAAGCUGGAGCUACGCACUGCUUAUGGACCCAUCUUCCGCGACGUCUUGGACACCCCCCCGCGAGACUGUACCGCGGAAGAGAUACCCAUCAUCGACUUGACACCCUUGGCUUCGGACCGGUUUGACGACCGCAAGGAGUUAUCGAAGCAGAUCCGGGCGGCGGCGGUCAACACCGGAUUUUUCUACAUCAAGAACCAUGGAAUCGACGACAAGACUAUCGCUGAUGCGAAGAAGCAGCUUCUAGCCUUCUUCAGGCAGUCGUCGGAGCAGAAAAUGAGAGCUCACAAGUCGAGAUCGAAAUAUUUCAACGGGUAUAUUGGUCCGAGAAGCACAAAUAUCAGCCCCGGAGAGAGUGUCGAUGUGAAGGAAACUCUGGGCUGGAGAUAUUCUCCUCAAUAUGAUCCGGAUACCAAGGAUCUGGAUGCAACACCGGAGGAAGUGAAGCCCUGGAUCCGAGGCGAAGAAUUUGUCUGGGAGGAGACUUCCCAUCUUCCGGGCUUCAAAGACGAGGUUCUCCAUUACUGGGCGUCUUGCCUGACUCUAUCCAGAAGACUGGUGAGAGUCUUUGCUCUGAGUCUCGAUCUCGAGGAAGACUAUUUCGACAGCCGCACAACGUAUCCGGGUGCUGAUGGCGUUUUCAACUAUUAUCCCCCAGCCACCGAGGAAGAGACGAGGAAUAACUCUGUUGGCUUGGGAAGUCAUACCGACUUGCAGCUGUUUACUCUGCUCUGGCAGGAUAUGACGGGUGGCCUUCAAGUCUUGAAUCGUGACGGCCAGUGGAUCAAGGCGACUCCUGUCAAGGGCACUAUCGUUGUGAACAUCGGUGACUUCAUGAUGCGACUCUGCAACGACAUUUAUAAGAGCACAGUCCACAGGGUCUAUAACCGAUCAACGGUAGAGCGAGUCUCAAUGCCGUUUUUCUUCGGUCUGAACUUCAACUGUGUUGAAGGUGUAGUCCCUUCGUGUACCUCGGAGGAGAACCCUCCAAAGUACGAGCCUAUGUCUUGUGGGGACUGGUGUCAGUUGAGAUUCAAGCUGGAGGAAAAUCAAUUCAAAAAGAACUUUGGGGAAAAGGUUGAGAAAGCCCCUAGUGCAGCCAUCAUUGCAGCUUAG